AUGGAUUCUCUGCAGCUCUCUUCUGGCACCGCCUCGUGCCGCCAGACUUCGCCGCUCUUCCUCCUUCUCCGGCGAGGACUCUCCUCGUCUCAUGGUGCUUCGACCUAUUCCUCUACCUUCUCUUCAUUGAACUCUCCUCUCAUCGCAUGGAGCAGACAAUGCAUAUUCCGCGCUGCCUGCCUAUCCUUCCCCUCGACUACCACUGUUGCCUGCUCCUCCAACGGCGGUAUCAGCGGCAACAAGGUCGCCUACCGUCUCGCUAGAGAUUUCCAGUUCGCCAACUCAUCAGAGAGCCCCACGGUCCUCUCCAUCCAUUCUCCGCUGCCUCCUCCCGCCGCAUCUGCCGACCGUACCAUUUCCCUUCCCAUCGAUUUCUACAAGGUCCCCUCCCGCCCCAUGUCGCCUCCUGCACUUCUGGGAAACAAUGCUCCAGUUGCAUACCCUGUUUCUCUCUUAAUCUGUUCUCCCUGGUGUGUGUGGCGCAUUUGCUAGGUUUUAGGAGCGGAUACUCACUUCCUAAGCGACGGAAUAAGGCGAGCCUUCGAGGUGAAGUGCUCCACUCCUCCGCUGGAUGGCUUUAGCCAGGAUGCUCUGCUUGCGCGCCGCCAGAUUCUCCAGGCAGCUUGCGACACCCUUUCGAACCCUGGGACCCGCGGGGACUACAACCAGGUCCUCGUGGACGACCAUGAUGCUGCCCUGGUCACGCAGGUCCCCUGGGAUAAGGUCAAAUAUCUCUGCCUUGUUCCGACACUAGUUUAUUACCGUUGCUAUCUUUUAAUCUAGUAGUCCUCUCUCUCUCUCUCUCCCCCUCCCUCCAUCCUCCUAGGUUCCCGGUGUUCUGUGCUUACUGCAAGAAUCAGGGGAGGCGGAGGUUGUAAUCCAGGUGGGCAAGCGGCUCCUGAGGGAGAGGCUGUCCAAGCCAUUCAAGCGGGAUGUUGUUCUGGCAAUGGCACUGGCUUAUGUUGACCGCUCGAGGGACGCAAUGGCUUUGAGCCCACCUGAUUUAAUCAGCAGUUGUGACGCACUUGAGAGAGCAUUGAAACUCUUGAAGGUAUGUUCUUUUUACUCAUGAUCAUAAUUUGGUUGUGCUGAUCCUCUCCCCCGUUUGGGACAUACUUGACAUAAUUUAACUUUGAUGCAUUAAUUUAAUACGUUGCAUUGAGGAUAAUGCAUUCUUUUCGUACUCAUUUAACUUUUAUGAUAUGUUAAAAUAGUCCCAGUUUAAAAUAAGCAAGUUAAACCCUGUGGUUUAAUGUAUGUGUAUAUUCCGCUCAAAGCCAUUAAGUUUUGAGUUUGGCGGUCUGAUUCUUUAGGUGGUUUUGGAUUUCAAGGGCUAGCUUGAGUUGUGUCCCAUUGGUGCUUUCCUUGUAUAACAAGGUCACCAAAAGGUUCUCCUGCAUCUGAGGAUGUGUUGGAACAGCUCCACACUCCAACUAAAAUCACGUGGUUAAAUAUAUUGGUUCAUUUCACUCACAGGUGAUUCGUUUUAGCUUAGUUGGCACGGUUAUUUAAUGUAGUGGGAAGACUACAUCUUGUCACUAGUUUAGUUCAUGAGGUGGUUUCCUAUUGAAAUCUAAAACAGACGAUUGAAAGUCUCUUUCUCUUCUUUUCUCUGAGAAUCUGGGUUAAGUCGCGCACAUGAUUUGAAGAGAGAUUCCCCACUACCUGGGAUGUUCUUGUGGUAUGCUGUACACGUUUAAGAGCCUGAGCGGGAAGGAUUCUAGACAAUCUUGUUGCUUGGUUGUUAGUUCCGAUUGUGAACCUAGAUUUUACAGCCUAUUUUGACAUUUUAGACCGGAUAAAACCAAAGUCAAAUUACCCUGGGCAGGGUGAAAACAACAGUGACAUGAAUAAUGUAAAUCACAGGACCAAAUAUAGUGCGUUAAGAAGGACAUUGAGGAUACGAGGGUCAACAAACCAUGGUACCUGUCUUGGCUGCUGAACAAACAGAGCUUUCUAUAGAUGAGGGCCACAGCACUAAAUGUACAACCGCGUGCCAGAGUAGCCUAUUCAUGAAGUUUUGGCGUGCAGAAGAAAAUGAGUCCAGACGCCCCACUGUUUCUAUGGUCGCUAAUUUUACCUUUCCACUUUUAAGCUGUGGAAACAGGUGCUCCGGCCUGGUCCUUAAGAUUUUCUCAUACUUCAUUUACUGGGAGGAGUGGUAAUGUUGAAUUUGAUAGGUGUUUGGUCUAUUAUGGGCAUGCCACAGUACCAACUAAGGCAUGGGAUUAUUAAAUUUAUACUACUUGUUAGACAUAUGAUCUUUCAAUACAAAGGAAGAAAUGGGCCGGUGGCUUUCAUGCGCAGAGCUUCCAUGGCAAAGGAGUUUAUUACGGAGGAAAAGAAGUAAAACUCAGCAUGGAACUAAUGGAAGAAACAUCAGAACUGAUGUAUAUAAUUUUUUUAAAAAUCAUGUAUCGAAUAUUUCGAAAAAAAAUUAACCUGACCAAUGGGAUGUGUGCUUUCUUAGGAGGAAGGUGCGACGAACCUUGCCCCUUCUUUGCAAGUGCAGAUUGAUGAGACAUUAGAAGAAAUUACUCCACGCUAUGUCCUUGAGCUUCUAGCUUUACCUCUGGAUGAGGAAUACAGGAGAAGACGAGAUGAGGGUCUUCUUGGGGUUCGUAACAUAUUAUGGGCGGUUGGAGGAGGUGGUGCUGACGCCAUAGGAGGGGGAUUCACUCGUGGAGCUUUCAUGAAAGAAGCUUUCUCAUGCAUGACUGCUGCUGAGCAGGUAAGACGCCUCGUGUUGAAGUUCUCUCACUAAUAAUGUGACCUUUCUCACAGUUGUUGACACUUUUAUUCUCUCAUGCGAAGGUGGAUUUACAUUUGGACAGACCGAGCAAUGUGGCCGUGGAGGGGUUUGAAGUGUAUAUGGCAGCCCUUGCGUUUGUUGCCCAGGCAUUUGUUUGUAAAAGACCAGAGCUCAUUAAGACUGCCGACAGCCUUUUCUUAGAGCUUCAGGAAGCCAAGGUCGCUGCUCUAGGCGCUGCUUCUGAUUAUGCUGCAAAGGCUGACUUAGAGACUGAGUUUGCGCUUGGAAGGGGGCUCUGUUCUUUGCUUGUUGGGGACGUAGACUCAUGUCGGCUCUGGCUGGGUCUUGAUGAUGAGAGCUUCCAUUGCAGAAGCCAGGCAGUUGUGGAUUUCAUCAUGGAACAUUCCAACGAGGACGAGGACGGCAAUCUGCUUCUUGGGUUGUGUACACUUCUGGAGCAUUGGCUUAUGCAGGUAGUCUUUCCUAGAUUUAGGGAGACACAAAAUGUAUGGUCCAGGAUUGGAGACUACUUCGAUGAUCCAAAUGUUCUUGAGCAUCUGCAAAUGCUCGAGGGGGGUGGGGGGUCACCUCUGGCCGCUGCCGCAGCUAUAGCAAGAAUGGGAGCUCGAGCAACAGCUGCUCUUGAUAGUGUGAAGUCAAACGCCAUUCAGGCUCUGUGGAGAGUGUUUCCAGUGGGGGGCAGCGACAGAAAUGAUGAGAUGCAGACUGAGGGGCUGGAACCGAGGAGUGGUGCUGAUGUCUUGGAUGAUUCCGUGGAGAGAUUUGGAGGGUUGACUUCUAAAGAUUCCACUAAUCAGGGAUUUCUUACAGCCAUGACGAAAGCUAAUCUUAAAAUCUUGUGUGCCUGUGUCACAGUUGGCAUAUUGGCUUCGUUAGGUUUCAGGUUUUCUUCUGCCAGGAGUCUGACACCAGUCGCAAGGAAGGGCGUUGACUCAGCUGUGGCUGCUGAUGUCACUAACCUGGGUAAACCCUGCGCCUGAUCUCUUGUAUUGAACAUAAAAUGCCAUAAUUUCAUUGCAUCAUUAUUCUGUUAAUGGUAAUUUAUGGCAUUUAUUAUUUAUUUAUGUCCUAGAUUAGUGACGUCUGACAGAAACCGAUUAGUAUGUAAGUAGAAAAAAUGGUAGACCCCUGAGGCUUGAAGGUUGGUUGAUGCAGAUCUCCCGCUGUCUGAGAGCUCACCAGGAGAAACGGCGAGAAUGGAUGUGAGGCUCGCCGAAGAUGUGGUUCGUCAGUGGCAGAGCACAAAGUCUCAGGCCCUGGGGCCUCACCAUUCUCUUGAGAAGCUUUCAGAGGUGAGUCGCCAUCUAUAUCACUUCCUGUAGCCCUGCAAGGCUCUCUCUCGCUCUCUCUCUAUCUCAUCCGUCGGUGGCUGAGCCAGGUUCUGGACGGGGAGAUGCUGAAGGUUUGGGCGGAGCGGGCCUCGGAGAUCGCAGGGAACGGCUGGUUCUGGGAGUACGAGCUGCUGGGGCUCUCCAUCGACAGCGUGACCGUCUCCCUAGACGGCCGCCGCGCCGUGGUGGAGGCCACCCUCGACGAAGCCUCGCGCCUGACCGACCCCUCCCGCCCCGAGCACAACGACUCCACCCGCGCCGCGUACUCCGUCCGCUACGCCAUGUCCUAUGCCGCCCCCGCCGGCUGGCGCAUCACCCACGGUGCCGUACUCAGGCCCUCGUAG
Spirodela intermedia is the source of this 4448-nucleotide messenger RNA. The record is from the annotation of a GenBank genome assembly. Lineage: Eukaryota; Viridiplantae; Streptophyta; Magnoliopsida; Alismatales; Araceae.